Molecule: messenger RNA, 1303 nt
Organism: Sorghum bicolor (sorghum)
Lineage: Eukaryota; Viridiplantae; Streptophyta; Magnoliopsida; Poales; Poaceae
Product: ribosomal L1 domain-containing protein 1
Exons: 1
Coding region: 302-1063 (253 amino acids)
Source: RefSeq, a predicted model, not a curated record
GUGACAGAUAGUAGCACUCUCCACUCUGAUUGCCCCUCUCCAUUCAAUUGGUGCGAGCUGAGCCGAGCCCAGCUGAGCCCCCAGACUUCUGGCUCACUUUUUCCGCGGAAGCCGAGCCACCAGCUUCGUGGUCCGACUCAACCAGGCCCAACUCACUUCGGGACCCGAAGUUCGGGUCCAACCGCUUCAACCAGACACGAACGCACGCCGGCACGCGUCGAUACAAACCCUAAUCCACUUCCUCUCAAAUCUCUCACAAUUCCCAAACCCCCUCCGCCGCCGCCGCCAAGGCGCGCCAACAAUGGCAAUGGCAUCCACCCCCUCCAACCCCACCAGCCGCCUCCGCCGCGAGGCCGUGGUCCGUGCGGUAGCCGCGCUCCUCCGCUGGCUCCAGAAGCACCCUACCCCGGCGCCGGAGCCCAUAUACCUCAUCGUCACCCUCAAGCGCGCUCCCGUCCGGCGCUUCGAGCACCAACUCCGCCUCCCGCACUCCCCGUUCCCGUCCAUCUCCCUUGUCUCCGACCGCCUCCCCGCCGACCUCCCCGACGACAUCGACCCGCUCCCUUCCUCCGCGCUCCGGUCCCUCCCCGCCGCCACGCGGCGCGGCCUGGUACUCGUCGACCGCCGCCUCAGGGUCCCUGCCGGCGGCAAGGCGGCGGGCGCCAAGCGCGGCGUGACCUUGCCCGUGGACCUGUCGGACCCAGCGUGGGCGGAGUCCGCGAGGGAGGCGGCGCGCCGCGUGGAGCUGCGGGUGGAGGGCGGGACCUGCCGCGCCGUGCGCGUGGGCCACGGCGCCAUGGCGCGGGAGGAGGCCGUGGAGAACGUGGUGGCCGCGGUGGAGGCGGCCGCCGCGUGCGUGCCGAGGAAGUGGCGGAACGUGCGGGCGCUGCACGUCAAGUCCCCCGAAUCCACCGCGUUGCCGCUCUACUCCACGCCCGGCACCGGCGGCGAGGACAACGACGGUGACGGCGGCAUGGGGGCUGCGAAGCCGGAGGGCACGCCGACGAUGGAGGAGCAGGGAAGAACGAAGAGGAGGAAGAAGAGUAGCAUGGGCUGUAAUUAGGUGUCACUGUGUCAGUGCCCCGUUUUCCAGUUGUCACUUGUCUUUGCUCGUGCAGAAAAAAACUUCGAAUCGGGGGAUUUGUCAAUCAGCCAUAUUCAGUUAUUUUUAGGACAAAUCUCGAGAGCCUUGUUUAAAUUUUGACAGGAUUACAAUCAUGGGCAUAUUAGCACAGCGAUGAGCUGCCAAAUUGUUCUCAGGCCGAGCACAAACAAUAAUAUGAAAAGAGAGUGCACCAGUGAG